AUGCAUUGGGAAUGGAAGAAUUGUCCAACUGGAUGGCAAGGAAGCUUUAGUGGAAAAUCAAGAAAGUCAACCAUCGUUCUCGAAGCCGUGGCAGAUUUUGAUACAUGGAUCUGGCAUGCCUUUUUUGGAAUACCUGGUACCCAAAAUGACAUUACAGUCCUCGGGCGUUCACCAUUGUUUGAUGCGCUCACUGAAGGUCAGUCACCACAAUUAGACUACCACAUCAAUAAUCAUCGUUAUAACAUGGGUUACUAUCUUGCUAAUGGCAUCUACCCUAAGUGGGCAACGCUUGUUCAAGCAAUUAGACGCCCUCAAAAUGAAGCUGAAGCAUAUUUCACCACCAAACAAGAGGCCUUCCGCAAGGACGUUGAAAGGGCAUUUGGUGUUCUUCAGAAUAUGAUUGUUGAGGAUGAACGUGCCGAUUACUACAAUGGCGAGUCUGAUGAUGACGAAUCGGAUCCAAAUAGGUCCAGAAGGGCUCGAGCUCGCAUCUUAGACGAAGCGAGAGAAAAUUUGGAAAGGGAUCCAAGAUCCGGAAGAAUUACAAUGUCGGAAUAUAUGUCUCGAUACAGAAUGAUACGUUCUCCUGUUGGCAACCGACAUUUACAAGAUGAUCUUGUCCAACACCUCUGGAGUCUGCGAGGUCAAGCACCAUGA
Messenger RNA from Rosa rugosa (rugosa rose), 657 nucleotides. RefSeq lists its product as uncharacterized. The transcript is spliced from 2 exons. The record is from RefSeq and is a predicted model, not a curated record. The coding region runs from base 1 to 657 and encodes 218 amino acids. NCBI's taxonomy places the organism in Eukaryota, Viridiplantae, Streptophyta, Magnoliopsida, Rosales, Rosaceae.